GUUCUUCAUUGUCGCUGCCGCCAUGAACGCCGGUGGCCGCCGUCUCCUCCGGCUUCUCCCCCACCAUCACCGCCGCGUUUUCUCCUCCCAGUCCUUACCUCCUCCUCCUGCUGCUCCCCGACGGCGCGUGGUGGUCACUGGCCUCGGCAUGGUCACCCCGCUUGGUUGUGGCGUUGGUCCCACCUGGUCCCGCCUCAUCGAUGGCCGUUGCGGGAUACGGGCUCUGUCUCCCGCCGAUCUCAAGGUGGACGGGUUUGACGAGACCGUGGUAAUGCACACCUACGAGCAGCUCUCGUCCAAGGUGGCAGGCGUCGUGCCGUGCGGGAAGGAAGAGGGGGAGUUUGAUGAGGAGACCUGGGUUCGUUCCAAGGAUCAUAGAUCAAUUGCACGGUUUAUAUCAUAUGCCCUUUGCUCGACUGAUGAGGCGAUUAGAGAUGCAAACUGGAUGCCAGAAGAGCCAGAAAAGAAGGAAAGAACGGGUGUUUCCAUAGGUGGGGGUACUGGAAGCAUAUCUGACAUUUUAGAUGCGGCACAUAUGAUAUGUGAAAAGCGUUUGCGCCGGCUUAGUCCAUUCUUUAUCCCGAGAAUAUUGAUUAACAUGGCAGCAGGCCAUGUGAGCAUGAAGUAUGGUUUCAUGGGGCCAAACCAUGCAGCGGUGACAGCUUGUGCCACUGGAGCUCAUUCUAUUGGGGAUGCUACACGAAUGAUUCAAUUUGGAGAUGCAGAUGUAAUGGUGGCUGGAGGAACAGAGUCUAGUAUUGAUGCUCUUUCUAUAGCAGGAUUUUGUAGAUCAAAAGCACUGGCUACCAAAUAUAAUAGCCUUCCUGAAGCUUCUUCUCGGCCUUUUGAUUGUGAUCGGGAUGGAUUUGUGAUCGCUGAAGGUUCUGGUGUAAUGGUAUUGGAGGAACUUGAUCAUGCAAAGGAGCGAGGGGCAAAAAUUUAUGCAGAGGUUCGAGGCUAUGGCAUGUCAGGUGAUGCUCAUCACAUUACUCAGCCGCACAUUGAAGGCAAGGGCGCUAUGCUAGCCAUGACACGCGCACUGGAACAAUCAGGCCUUAGUCCAAAUCAGGUCGAUUAUAUAAAUGCUCAUGCCACAUCAACUCCUCUUGGUGAUGUUGCGGAAGCCAAUGCAAUCGGAUCUGUAUUCUCAGAUCAUUCAACAUCAGGUGCUCUGGCACUAUCCUCCACAAAGGGAGCCACUGGUCAUCUACUUGGAGCUGCUGGUUCUGUGGAGGCAAUUUUUGCGGUUCUAGCAAUUCAUCAUGGUAUUGCACCACCAACACUAAACCUUCAAAAGCCAGAUCCUGUCUUUCAUGGUGGAUUCAUGCCUCUGAGUGCCCCAAGAGAGAUGCCAAUAAGAGCUGCACUUUCAAAUUCGUUCGGCUUUGGUGGAACCAAUGCUUCCCUGCUAUUUUCCGGCCCUCCUUAACCUCAACCUCCAAAUGCUCACCCAUCUAGACAGGAAUAUUGAUGCAACUGAUGCCUCGAGUAUUCUAUUGUUUCCGAAAAUAGACAAAAUGAUGAACUUUUGUCGAUGGAAUGCUCGACCCUUUUGCUCUGCAACUUGUAGCAUGGAUUACAAGCAUAGUUUUCUGUCAGGAACAACAACUAUUCAGUUCAUGAAUUUGCUGCUUGUAUUGUUUCCAUCUCUAAUUGAAGCCUUGAAUUUAAUGA
This is a messenger RNA of Dioscorea cayenensis subsp. rotundata (Guinea yam), 1674 nucleotides long. Its product is annotated as 3-oxoacyl-[acyl-carrier-protein] synthase, mitochondrial. The record is from RefSeq and is a predicted model, not a curated record. The transcript is spliced from 12 exons. Lineage: Eukaryota; Viridiplantae; Streptophyta; Magnoliopsida; Dioscoreales; Dioscoreaceae. Gene Ontology annotation, biological process: fatty acid biosynthetic process. Gene Ontology annotation, molecular function: 3-oxoacyl-[acyl-carrier-protein] synthase activity. Bases 23 to 1429 code for a protein of 468 amino acids.